Racocetra persica is the source of this 301-nucleotide messenger RNA. The record is from the annotation of a GenBank genome assembly. NCBI's taxonomy places the organism in Eukaryota, Fungi, Glomeromycota, Glomeromycetes, Diversisporales, Gigasporaceae.
GUUAUUCCAUGAAUAUCAUACCAAUUUUAGAUAUCGAUGCGGAACAUUCUGAACUUGAUAACAUCGGAAAUGGUAUAAAUAACGAGCCAUCAUCAUAUAAAGAAUUAGAUAUCGAUGCGGAACAUUCUGAACUUGAUAACUUCGGAAAUGGUAUAUGUGAUACAAAUAACGAGCCAUCAUCAUAUAAAGAAAAUGCCCCGGAUGUAGUUGAAGACACAGAAAAUGAUAGUGGAGAUGGUGAAAACCCUAUGUAUCCUAUUACAACAGGGAUGGACUUUACAAAUUUUACAGAACUAGAUCG